Messenger RNA from Lucilia sericata (common green bottle fly), 567 nucleotides. RefSeq lists its product as uncharacterized. The transcript is spliced from 4 exons. Gene Ontology annotation, molecular function: peptidase inhibitor activity. NCBI's taxonomy places the organism in Eukaryota, Metazoa, Arthropoda, Insecta, Diptera, Calliphoridae. The record is from RefSeq and is a predicted model, not a curated record. The coding region runs from base 135 to 479 and encodes 114 amino acids. Gene Ontology annotation, cellular component: extracellular region.
CAUCAGGGUUCACUUGUUAAAAGUGAAUAAAUUCUGUAUUCAGUCUGAGCUCAAUUCUCAAAGUGUAAACAACAAAACGUGCCCGUUAAAUACUAAUAACAAAUUUGUAUUAUUUUUUACAUUGUUUAAACAAAAUGGCAAAUAAAACAAUUUUUAUUACAUUGUGCGCCUUAAGCCUGAUUGCGUUGACCUUGGCAGCUGGUGAUUGUCCUUCAUCGACUAAAGUUCAAACAUGUACUCCGAAAUGUUUACAUGACAGCGAAUGUAGUGCCAUAGGUGGUAAAUGUUGUUCUAAUUUAUGCAAUGGACGCUCAUGUGUCCAACCUAAUCUUUUGUCUAAUGCUGGCAGUCGUGAUACUUCUCCUUUCAGUAAAAAUUCUGGUUCCAGUGGUUCUUAUUGCGGUAAUGUCAAGUGCAGCGCUUUUGAAAAGUGCGAAAGCGAUCGUUCUACCAAGAGACCAAAAUGUGUACGUGCUUAAGUUAUAAACGUUUAAGAAACAAAAUAAAAUCCGCUAUAGACUUGCUUAUUAUUUGUUAAUAAAGUUUAAAACCAGUUUUGUAUUUUAA